Messenger RNA from Fusarium venenatum, 5244 nucleotides. RefSeq names its product SAC3/GANP/Nin1/mts3/eIF-3 p25 family-domain-containing protein. Gene Ontology annotation, biological process: mRNA export from nucleus. The record is from RefSeq and is a predicted model, not a curated record. Gene Ontology annotation, cellular component: cytoplasm; nucleus; transcription export complex 2. NCBI's taxonomy places the organism in Eukaryota, Fungi, Ascomycota, Sordariomycetes, Hypocreales, Nectriaceae.
AUGCCUCGAAAGUGGAUCGACAAAAAGUCAGCACAGCACUUUACGCUGGUGCACCGACCGCAAAAUGACCCCCUCAUCCACGACGAAAAUGCGCCUGCAAUGGUGCUCAACCCUACUCAGACCAAGAAGGGAUCUUCCAAGUCAAAGGACUUAGAUGAUCUCGCCUCCGAGCUCGGUUACGAAGCCGAGGGUGUCCGCGCGAAUGAGGGUGAGGCAGCCAGCUAUGGUGUCUACUACGACGAUACCGAAUACGAUUAUAUGCAGCAUCUGCGCGAUCUUAACACCGGCGGCGGAGAGGUUGUGUUCGUUGAGUCUGCAGCCUCCACAAACAAGGGCAAGGGAAAGCAGAAGCAGUCGCUCGAGGAUGCGCUGAAGAAGCUGGAUAUCGAGCAAAGUGCAGAGGAUAUUCUCGACGAAGAUAUCUUGCCGUCCAAGAACCUUUCAAGGGCCACAUAUGAGGCUCAGCAGGACAUUCCCGAUUCCCUCAAGGGAUUCCAGCCCGACAUGGACCCUCGUCUACGAGAAGUUCUCGAGGCUCUGGAAGAUGACGCUUUCGUGGACGAAGAUGAUGACAUCUUUAAAGAGCUAGCCAAGGACGGCCGAGAGCUGGAGGACUACGAGUUUGAUGAGGCAGGGUUUGACGAAGACGAUGGUUGGGAGUCGGAUGCUACAGCAAAACCCACCAAGGAGUUCAAGGACGACGAUGUGCCCCAGCUUUUGAAGCAGAUGGAGCAGCCCGAAGAGGGCCCCUCUCAAGACUGGCUUGAGGACUUCAAGCAGUUCAAGAAGGAACACAAGGGUGCCAAAGCACCUGUUGCGCCAUCGCAGUCCGAGGUGCAGUCGAUGUGGACAACCACCACCAAUGGUGGCCGCCGCAAGAAGAGAAAGGGAGCCCUUACCGACAACUCGAGUUACUCCAUGAGUUCCUCAUCUUUAGUCCGAACUGAGCAGAUGACUCUCUUGGACGCAAGAUUCGACAAGAUUGAGGAGGCAUACAAUGAGGACAUGGACGAUGAUAUGCAAUCAGUAUCUGCUGUGUCCACCAUGUCAACCGUUCAAGGGCCACUCCGCAGUGACUUUGACGGCAUCAUGGAUGACUUCCUUGGAAAUUUUACCAAGCCCGGAAAGAGAACGAAUAAGAAGAACAAGGCCCAAACAGGCCUUGAGCAGCUGGAUGAGAUCCGACAGGGGUUGGGACCUGCUCGAAUUCGGGGUCGCAUGAGUGCGACAUUUGUUGCAUCAUCAAACCAGAUGUUCUCGGCUUUUGGUCAACCAACGCGGAGUCCUUCUCCAGCGUUUAAUCCUUUCGCGACCAAGUCCAAAGACAAAGGAAGCGCAUUCGGUGUUGACGGCGCGAGCGAUUCUUCCAAAACGACACGGAAUAAACGAACAUCGGCUUUUGGUGACCAUAGCGAUAGCGAAGCGAAGCGAAAGGCCAAGACCGGUUUUAAGGGAAAAGAUGCCAAUCUGAGUGACGGAGGUGGUAGGCCCAAAACCCGUAAAGGUGACGACAAGAAGAAGAUCAACGAUUCAAAGAAAACCCCAUUCGGUCCUGCCCCUUCUACCAAGAAACCUGCAGGUCAAAACGCGCGCAACAAUGGCUCUAACCCAUUCGCGACGACGCGUGAUGAAUCGCGACCAACUUCGUCAUCAAGCGUCGACACCCAGGAUUAUCACGUCCCUGAAGCCCUCCAUUCCGACGACCCUCAUGCCAAAAGAGUAUACGAGCAGUUGCGGAAAGAUGGUAUUCACCCUCCUCAAUGGCCAUCCCAACCUGGAAAUCCUAAGAACAAGGGCGAGGUCUCGAAAUUUCGCGAGAAAUACGAAACCUACCGCAGCAAAGCACGCGCCUCACUCACAAAGGCUGGCCUAAUCGACGACCCGGAAAAGCGAAAGACACUUCAAGAUGCGAUCGACUUCAAGGGUAUCUGUGAGGAUAUGUGCCCCGAGUACGAAAAGAUCACGCGAAUCAACGAAAUGGAUGUUCACCAACCAGAGAAAAAUCCCAAAACAACGUUUGCCAACACAAAUCGCAUGAUCAAGAAGCUUGCCCGUUCCGCUGCUGGUCAAGAGGCGCCUCUUCCCAUGGAUGUUCGAUCGAUCCCGGCUCUCAAAAGGACGUUGGACUAUCUUAUUGAUGAUCUAUUAUGUGAAGACGGAAAACUACCAGGCUUGCAUGGCUUCCUCUGGGACAGAACACGAGCGAUCCGCCGAGACUUUACCUUCUUCUCAUCCCUCACACCUGACGAAAUGAAACUGCAAGUCUAUGUUUUAGAGAACAUUGCUAGGUUCCAUGUCACAGCACUACAUCUGCUCACUCAAGAGGGCAAAGCACCCGAAGAUUUUGUGGAACAACAAGAAUUAGAACAGCUUGGAAAGGCUCUGCUAUCUCUCCGUGACGCCUACGAUGACUGUAAUGAUCAAGGCAUCAGCUGCGAAAACGAGCCCGAAUUCCGAGCAUAUUAUCUCAUAUUCCAUGCAUACGACUCAAACAUUAUCGAAACUCUCCAGCGCCAGUGGAAGCCAAAUCUUUGGAGGGACUCUGAUGAGGUUCGCACAGCAGUUUCGCUGGUUGAGGCUCUUCAGAACACCCAAGAUUUCCAUGGACCUCUCAAGGACGCACCAUCAUUAGCUGCAUCAUCAGCAUAUCAAUCAUAUUUCCGAAUUGUCGAGGAUCCCAAAGUUUCUUACACAAUGGCCUGCUUCGCAGAAUGUCAUUUUCCCAGACUCCGCCGUUGCAUCCUAUCUGCUAUAAAACGAGGUCUUGCUCGGCCUCGCGAGACUUCCAAGGACGUCACAGCUGCUGAGUUGAACAAAUUCCUUCGCUUCGAUACAGUUGAGCAGGCGAUUGAAUUCGCAGAACUACAUAAUAUUGAAUUCGGUGAAUGCGAAGAAGAUCCUUCUGAUCUCAGCCGCCAAUACGCAAAGCUGGACAGUCGAGCUUCGUUGCCUCACCUUCGACUGCAGCAUCAGUUCUCUCACAAUCUGGUUGAAAAGAAGCGCGGUUCAAAAACCCUCCCUCAGCUUAUUCACGAGACUGUAUAUCAAGAUACGACUCUUGCCAAACCUGCAACUAACGGAUUUGCUGGAGGAAGUGCUUUCACACCAAGUACUCAAGCUAACAACAAACCUUCGAUCCCAACUGGACCCAAAUCGACAUCACCGAGUCCCUUUACAUUGCCCAGCGCCUCUGGUGGAUCUUUGGGAAAUAAUAAGGCUGUUAACGGCACCUCAGGGACUACAUCCAACGGAACCACACCCACGAACGGCUUUGCUGUGCAACAACCAAUAUCACAGAAAAAUCCUUUUGUUUCAGUCCUGGCUCCUUCAGCCAAACAGCCUGUUGGUAACCCAUUUGCACCAGCCACUUCUGCAUCUACGCCAUCACUACCUGGCAACACCCCUGCUAAAACAGGCAUCGGCUCUCAGCAGACACAGGCUCUUGGAACAGCACAACCUUUAAACCCGUUUGCCUCUUCAUUCAAACUACCAACUACCACAGAUGCACCAGCAACGAGUAGCCCAUUCGGUCAACCUUUCACCUCCGCAAAUCAAGAGACUGAACCGGCAACAAAACCGACGUUUUCCUUCCUGCCGGUCAAACCUAUCUCAGCGACAGAAACCGCUUCUAGUAAGGAGUCGACAGACAAACCACAGAAUGAAUCUACAACAGCAGAGUCGACAAAGCCACCUACCAUCAACUUCACCCCUCCUACCCCUCAACUAUCUUCAUUUCCCACUAGUACUACAAUACAACCACAAAAUCCAUUAACGUCGAGCUCCAGUAACAGCGCAACGCAAUCCACACCCACAACAGGGCUUGGCUUGGACAAAUCUGUACCAAGUAACAAAGAAGUGCCUAAGCCAGCAACAAGCAUCCUUGGCUCACAGCCGCCUGCUGCGUCAACACCUCAAUUCUCGUUCCCAUCCAUUGGAACAUCAGCUUUCUCAGCACCUCCUAAGAGCAGCGAUGUAUCUCAGCCCUCGACGGCCCUGGCACCCGUUCAACCACCAAAAGAGCCCAGCCCUCCUCCAGCACUGCCAGUUCCAGCACGUGAUCUCUUUGGUGACUUCACUAAGUGGUUUGUUGUGGGCGACAACGGACUCAUGGACGAGUUUCAAGCAUUCAUGUUAGACAACAUUCUCCAGGGUGUAUAUCGAAAGUAUAUUCGAGACGAAGAAGCAAAGAGAAAGAAAGAGGAGGAAGAACAAGUCUGUGCAAAGGCGGAGCAAUUCCGUAUCUAUAACCUAUCAGUCAAGUACUUCUAUCGUUGGAAGGAGAUUGCACGCGAUCGACGCCUGAGUCAGCUUCGUCGCAGUGGUCGAGAACAAAUGAGAGCCUACUAUGAGGAACAACGUGCAGCCCAGGCAAAGGUCCAGAAAGACGCUGCUCGUAGAGCGGCCCGUGAAAAAGCUGAAAUCGCGGAAUUGAACCGAUCGGAAGAGUUGAAGGACUUUCUCAAGCACAAAAAGCCCAGCAAACGUCGCCAAGCAGAAGAGGAGAACGCACUACUCGCUUCUGGUGUUUUAUCCGGAAUCGACAACGAACAAGAAGCCAUCACCAGGAUCGUGCGUAGAGCGCCAUCUGUUGCUAGUUCUGUCUCGAGUAAGCAGUCCAGCGCAUCUUUCUCAAGAGGUGGCUCCAAAACCAGGGCUCUUCGGCAACAGUUCGCUGGCGACCAACAAGCCGCAUUCAGGCGCUCACUGCCUCCUAUGGCCUCAAGGAAUACCUCAAGCCCCGAGCCUGGUAAUCGUGUCAGUAGGGUUUCCGAACGCUGGCGUCUCAAAGCUAUGGGUAUUGUUCAAUUGCCAGAUGGCACAGCUGUGCCCGACUCGAUAGCAAAUGAGAUGCACCGCGAUAAAAAAAGGCUUGGAGUUAGUAUGAUGGGGCCGCCCAGUAGCUACCCCAUCCGCCGAGCCUCCGGAGGCGAUUUCGCACGCUCAGAAACACGACCGCGCAUUUCCAGCUCACACGAUACAGCCGACACCAGCGAAUCUGACAGUGGCACCACCAAAAACAAGAGAAAGCGCGCAACUGAAGACGAUGACGAAGCUACUCAAGAACGCCAAGCUAAGUCCAGCUCGCAUAAACGGGUCAUGAGCGAUGCGCAAAAUCUUAUCAACGAACUCCGCUCUAUGAGGGAGGAGAUGGAAGAAGGCGCGACAUGGUUCAAAGAUCAGAACGACAGACUACAAAGCGAGUUGAUUAGUAGAAGCUCAACACCCUGGGAUCAAGAUGCAUGA